AUGACUCUACGAGAAGCCACCAGCAGUGAUGCGGAAAAAACAACCACACUCAGUGCCCCCGCACAGACCGUCUACGACGUCUUGCAAGCCAUGCAUUCCUCAUCCUAUCCCUUUCGACUGGUCGUGGUGGGAAAUGGAGCCAUUCUCGAAACCACAUCGACGCUCGGGCCCACCUUCAAAUUGGGGACAUCGCCACGAACCGGAGAACCCCUCACCACGUUUGCUUCGGAGGAUCAAUCCUUUGAGUUUCACAUGAUGAUUGCCAAAGUCUCCAAAAUUGUCAUGGCGGAAAAGGAAAGUCCCGCGGAUGGAAAACUCAUGCAGAUUUUCAGAUUUUUAAACGAGGAAGGUGGUGCCAUGUGCAGUUUGAUUCUGGCCGACAAGACAGAUGCCGCACAAGCUUGGUUUGGGGCUCUCAAGGAAGAAUAUAAUGAUGGGGAUAUUCAGCUGUAG
Molecule: messenger RNA, 453 nt
Organism: Seminavis robusta
Lineage: Eukaryota; Bacillariophyta; Bacillariophyceae; Naviculales; Naviculaceae
Source: the annotation of a GenBank genome assembly